AUGCGGCCACAGGAGGCCAGGGAUACCCUCCCUCCGUCCGUCCGUCUCGGGGCCGCGCUGGAGCCGAUCAGGGACGUUCACCAGGGCCUGUCCCCUCCGGAGGCCGGCCCGGCCCGGCUGGCCCUGCUGUCCGGCCACUACCUCUACUACCACUACGGCUGCGACGGCCAGGACGACCGCGGCUGGGGCUGCGGCUACCGGACCCUGCAGACGCUGUGCUCGUGGCCCCGCGGCCGGGCCGCGGCCGUCCCGAACCUGGAUGACAUCCAAGCCGCGCUGGUGGCCCUGGGGGACAAGCCGCCCGCCUUCCGGGGCUCCCGGGACUGGAUCGGCUGCGUGGAGGCCGCCCUGUGCCUCGCCCGCUUCGGGGGUCCGCGGGCCCGGCUGCGACACGUGCCGCGGGGCGGGGGGCUGCGGCCCGAGCUGGACGCCCUCCGUGCCCACUUCGAGGGGGGCGGCGGCCCGGUCAUGGUCGGGGGCGACGCCGACGCGGGGGCCAAGGCCCUGCUGGGGGUCUGCCUGGGGACCGGGCCCGUGCCCGCCGCCCACGUGCUGGUCCUGGACCCCCACUGCUGGGGGGACCCGGGCGGCCGGGCCGGGGCGCAGGCGGCCGGCUGGGUCCGCUGGCAGGACGUGGGAGACGCCUUCGACCCCGCGUCCUUCUACAACCUCUGCCUGACCAGCUGGCCGCCUGAGCCCGGCCCACCUGAGGACGGAAGAUGCCAGGCUAGGUCCCCGUGAUAGACCCUCCCUCCCUGGGCCUACAGACAAUAAAAACUGCCGGAGUCCCUGCAGCCCUGCCAG
Messenger RNA from Tachyglossus aculeatus (Australian echidna), 804 nucleotides. RefSeq names its product UFM1 specific peptidase 1 (inactive) (gene UFSP1). Lineage: Eukaryota; Metazoa; Chordata; Mammalia; Monotremata; Tachyglossidae. Bases 1 to 741 code for a protein of 246 amino acids. The record is from RefSeq and is a predicted model, not a curated record. The transcript has 2 exons.